GAAAACAGGGCAGUAUAAAGUUGGCGAGCCGCCACCCUGAAACCCUAGUGCUGCUGAUCGAGGGUUUCCAAGAUGUCGAAGCGAGGGCGUGGUGGUUCUGCGGGAAACAAGUUCCGGAUGUCACUUGGUUUACCGGUGGCAGCAACUGUGAACUGUGCUGACAACACCGGAGCAAAGAACCUGUACAUCAUCUCAGUGAAGGGGAUCAAGGGUCGUCUGAACCGUCUGCCCUCUGCAUGUGUCGGUGACAUGGUGAUGGCCACUGUGAAGAAGGGGAAGCCUGAUCUCAGGAAGAAGGUCAUGCCUGCUGUCAUUGUGAGGCAGCGCAAGCCUUUUCGCCGAAAGGAUGGUGUUUAUAUGUAUUUUGAAGAUAAUGCUGGAGUCAUUGUGAAUCCAAAGGGAGAAAUGAAAGGUUCUGCCAUCACUGGGCCUAUCGGGAAGGAAUGUGCUGAUCUAUGGCCAAGGAUUGCUAGUGCAGCUAAUGCCAUUGUGUGAAAGCUGGACAUUUAUCGGACGGAAGUUUAGGGAAUUUGAAUAGAUUUUGGAGAGUUUUGUCUUUUCAGAUUUCUGUAAACUGUCUUCAGACUCUGUUGUUGUUUGUGUCUGCUGCUUGUUCCUAGGAGUCUUCUAGUUUGCAAUCUGUUCUCAGAAAACUAGCUUUUACUAUAUAGUUUCAUCUGAUGCUCGAGACAUUGCUCUUUUUUAAAUCUUAUUAUCUAUGUCAUUGG
Asparagus officinalis (garden asparagus) is the source of this 728-nucleotide messenger RNA. RefSeq names its product 60S ribosomal protein L23. Gene Ontology annotation, biological process: translation. The transcript is spliced from 4 exons. Gene Ontology annotation, molecular function: large ribosomal subunit rRNA binding; structural constituent of ribosome. The record is from RefSeq and is a predicted model, not a curated record. The coding region runs from base 73 to 495 and encodes 140 amino acids. Gene Ontology annotation, cellular component: ribosome; cytosolic large ribosomal subunit. Lineage: Eukaryota; Viridiplantae; Streptophyta; Magnoliopsida; Asparagales; Asparagaceae.